UGAUCAGCAAGAUUGCUGAAAGGGAAGCGCUGGCAGUGGAAGCUAUAGUAUAUCUUUUCAGGUGUUUCAGCGUGCAACUAGUUUGGGCGAAAUGGCAAGUGCUAACGGUGACCGACUUAAACUGCACUCUGAUAAUGCGGAGGACGUGGCUACGGCCUCCAGCUACCGGCAGUUCAGAAUUGACAACUACAACUUGAACCUGGAAGUGGACUUUGAUAAGAAGGAGCUGCAUGGUGUAACCACCUUGGAGCUGACCUGCCUCCAGGAAUCAGAGUCGGUGCUGCACUUAGACGUUCAUGAUACACUUACCGUUCAGUCUGCCUCUUAUCAAGUUGCAGGGACCGGUGACAACUUUGUUGACUUACGGCCUGUCGUUAAACCCUUCACUGGCUAUGGGACCCAAUUGGAGCUGUCCUUCCCGGCACCGCUGCAUAGCGGUGAUCAGUUGCAAGUGGCGAUCCGAUACACUUCGGUCAACGGACCCGGGGUAUGUUGGCUUGAUCCCCUACAGACAGCAGGAAAGAAGAAGCCCUUUGUCUAUACCCAGGGCCAGGCUGUUCUAAACCGAUGCUUCUUUCCUUGUUUUGAUACUCCGGCUGUUAAGAGCAAGUACUCUGCCACGGUCAAGGUACCACCAGGCUUCACAGCAGUAAUGAGUGCUACGAACUGGGAGAAAGACGAGAAAGAAAACACUUUUCACUUCAGUAUGAAGAUCCCAAUCCCUGCUUAUCUUGUUGCACUGGCUGUAGGGGACAUUGUAUCUGCAGAGGUAGGGCCCAGGAGCCGUGUGUGGACUGAGCCCUGUCUCAUACAGGCUGCCAAGGAGGAGUUUUAUGGUGUGAUAGAAAAUUUUCUGCUCACAGGAGAGAAACUGUUUGGACCAUAUGUCUGGGAAAGGUACGAUGUCCUCUUUAUGCCACCCUCCUUCCCAUUUGGUGGUAUGGAGAACCCUUGCAUCACCUUUGUUACGCCAUGUCUACUAGCAGGAGAUUGUUCGCUUGCUGAUGUCAUCAUACAUGAGAUUUCUCAUAGCUGGUUUGGAAACUUGGUUACCAAUGCCACUUGGGGGGAGUUCUGGCUAAAUGAAGGCUUCACUAUGUAUGCACAACGGCGAAUUUCUGCAACUCUACAUGGUAAAGAGUAUUCCUGCCUUGAAGCUGCUACAGGUAGAGCACUCCUCCGCCACCAUAUGGAUACAACAGGAGAGGACCAUCCACUUAACAGGCUGAGAGUAAAAAUAGAACCAGGUGUGGACCCAGAUGACACAUACAAUGAAACCCCUUAUGAAAAGGGGUUUUGUUUUGUGUCUUAUCUUGCUUAUUUGGUUGGGGACCAGCAGCGUUUCGAUGACUUUCUGAAGGCCUAUGUUCAACGGUUCAAGUUUCAAAGUAUAAUGGCUGAUGAUGCGCUAGAAUUCUAUCUGGACUAUUUCCCAGAACUUAAAAAGAAAGGUGUUGAUAAAAUCCCUGGGAAAGAAUUUGACACAUGGCUGAAUAAAUCAGGCUGGCCUCCAUAUCUUCCUGAUCUCUCACCUGGAGACUCCCUUAUGAAGCCUGCAGACAAUUUGGCUGUAUUAUGGGCAGCUGACCCUUUACAAAUGAAUAAAAUUCAAGCAGUGGACAUCAACCCCUGGAGAACGUACCAGCUUGUUUAUUUUCUGGAUAAAAUACUGGGAAAAUCACCACUUCCUUCAGGAAAUGUAGAGAAACUUGGAAAACUGUAUCCAAAGAUAUCCCAAAGCAAGAAUGCUGAGCUUCGUCUCCGAUGGUGUCAGAUUGUUAUAAAGAAUCUUCAUGCACCAGAGUUUCAUUUAGUUUCUGAUUUCCUUCAUAGUCAGGGAAAACAGAAAUAUACACUGCCGCUUUACCGAGCAAUGUGGGGUGGUAACGACCAAACUCGUGAACUGGCGCGGGCAAUAUUUGACAAAACUGAACAACAACUUCAUAGUAAUGUACAAAAUUAUGUGAAGAAGAUAAUGGUGUGAAGAACGAUCCUGCACCAUUGAGCUAGAACCGCCUUAUGAAAAGACAGUUACGAUGACAAUCACUUCAAGCGCUCAGACUUUUGAUAACAUUUACUGAGAACUAUGAUUCAUAUGUUAUUCAUUAUAUGAUCAAGAAAUUAAAUAAUUUUGAAAUGCAGUGACGAUAUUUAAAGAGGCAGUAAACAAAACCUCCAGGCAUGUUUUACUUGCUCUUGUACUCUACAAGUAAUGCUUUGUCAUAUUACUCCAGGCCUUAGUGCUACAUAUUAGCCUCAUUCCAUUCAAAGAAUAACAUACAUUUUACUUGUUCUAGAAUAGGAGUAACAAAGUGCUACCUCCAGUAGAAAAAUGCAUUACUAAUGAAGUUUACAGAGUGUUGACUUUGUACAUUUAUAUCAGAUUUGCUGUAACAGUACCCCCCAACUAAUGUGAUUAUGGGACUUCCAUUCCCUUAGCAUGAAAUUUAUAGACAAUAGAAGAUAAAUGUCACAAAAGCAGGAAGCUGAGGAGUGCAAGACAGGCACUUAGUUAUACAGUUGUCUUCUUUCUUAGCUUCUGCAUCCUGAUUUCUGUAUGUGGAGUACCUACUGCAGGUCUUCAUGGCAUUGCUAGAACCAGAAUUUGCAAACGCAUUCUGUAAGUUGAUGCCACCCUAUGAGGUGCCGUUUUCUGUUCGUGUAUCUCAUUGUGGCUGAACUUGUCCUUAUUUCUGUAAAAUUAAUAUUAAUACUGUUGACAAAGUUCCUACCUCGACUGCUGAAAUUGUGUUUAAGUAGUAGCUUCUAAUUGCUGUUCCCUGUCUAUCCUUUUCCAUUUACUUUUAUCACCAUUUGCACUAGCUGCUAAUUUCAUUACCUGCAAACUGUGAUUUUCUGAUAACCAAAAUUGUCAACCAUGGCCUGAAUAAAUUGCUUGUAAGCCUUGACAACAUCUUUAAAACCCCAUAUUAUUCGCUGCAGAACUACCAUUGGUUUAACCUGGGAACGAUCUCAUGGAAAUGGAAAGGCUCUACCCCCUCAAAAAGGUGGGUUCCUUUAUGAAAUGCCUUUUUUAUAGUCAAUCAGUGUGUCGAAACUGGUAACAGUAAGGGAUAUAUUUGUUCGCUGUUCUGUCAGUCAUGGCUUUGUGGUUUACUAGUUUGACUUGGCUUUUAGUUUGAUUAAAUUAGUAUUUCUCAUGAAUUCAUCCUGCAAUAAUUUACUUCUGAGCCAUGUUUUUUUUAAUAAUGUACAUGGGGUAUCUAAAGCUAUGAGCAUGUAACAAGACCAUAAUUGUGUUUUUGUUUUUUUCAUACAUGUCAGUGCCAGGUUUCCAGUUGUCCUCAGGAAACUGAACUUUAGAGAAAAAAAAUUGCUGUUAUGUCUGUUCUGCAUUUUUGUAAGUUGCAAUUGAUUAAUUAAAAGAUGUAAUGUUC
Messenger RNA from Protopterus annectens (West African lungfish), 3398 nucleotides. RefSeq names its product arginyl aminopeptidase (gene RNPEP). Gene Ontology annotation, molecular function: zinc ion binding; metalloaminopeptidase activity. The transcript has 11 exons. The coding region runs from base 92 to 1984 and encodes 630 amino acids. The record is from RefSeq and is a predicted model, not a curated record. Lineage: Eukaryota; Metazoa; Chordata; Ceratodontiformes; Protopteridae. Gene Ontology annotation, biological process: proteolysis.